Chara braunii is the source of this 869-nucleotide messenger RNA. The record is from the annotation of a GenBank genome assembly. NCBI's taxonomy places the organism in Eukaryota, Viridiplantae, Streptophyta, Charophyceae, Charales, Characeae.
ACGGUGGUCUGCAGAGGCGCAGACGGUACUGCAACAAAGGGCUGAGUACACUCUGUCGAGUCCUCCGAUACCUCAGCUCCAGUAGCGAGAGGGGGGAACCGCGACGGAGAUGUCGGGAAGCUCAUUACUGAGGAGGGUGCAGGUGUACACUGCACCGUGGUUAGGAGGCGCCGCGGGGAUGAGAGGAGCCGGGGGGGGACUGAGCACGACGCUGGUGGGAAAGGUCAUCGUAGUGGCGGUCGAGGGCGGUGGUAUAAGGGCACCGCGAGGAGGUAUGGUCGUCCAAGUGGCAGCGCAAACACCCACUCCGACCCAAAAUAAUCGCGCGCUCCUCAGCGGAAAGGACACCGCGAGGAGGGACAAAGCCCUGAGGGAGGUCCUGCUGAGGGACCUCGGGGGGCGACGCGCCAGCAUGACCGAGGCGGCUGCGUGCCCGCGAGAGGGCGGAGAGGAUGAGAUGGAAGCGCUCGGUCAUAGGAAGAGUAAAGUCCUCCAAGUGGUGUUGGACGGCCUCGCCGAGGUCGAGGUCGUCGCUAUUGUCACCCUCUGGCGACAGCGGGGCACCAACGUCCUGCUCACCAUACUCGAGCGCGCUGAAGCGGCGCGAGAAGUGGCGGCCCUGCUGCGCGGAACGAAGGGGGCGACCUCGAAAAGGGAAACGGCGCUGGGAAGUGCCGUGAGAGGAGGAGGAGGCAUAGCCCGUGCGUUGAGGCUGGGAGGAGGAGGCGGGGUGAAGACGGGCCCGCAUCCGCUGAUGGUCCCUGGCGGCCUCGUAAGCCUGCGGGGCCGAUGUGAACUCGUACCGCCAUAACUCGGAGCGGUACUUGAGCGGGAGGCUGGCCAAGAAACGAUCGAUAAGGGCAGCCUCG